GGACUCGGAGUGAGGCCCGCCGGAACCCCCGCGGCUGCGGAUGAGCGCGAACUGAAGCGCCAGCGAAGGAAGCAGUCCAACAGGGAGAGCGCCCGCAGGAGCCGCCUGAGGAAGCAGGCUGAGUGCGAGGAGCUGGGGUCGAGGGUCGGUUCGUUGACCGAGGAGAACGAGAAGCUCAAGACGGAGGUGAAGCGUCUCACGGAGCAGUGCCAGGCGCUCAGCCAGGACAACACCGCGCUCCGCGAA
Micromonas commoda is the source of this 246-nucleotide messenger RNA. RefSeq lists its product with no specific name. Gene Ontology annotation, molecular function: sequence-specific DNA binding; DNA-binding transcription factor activity. The annotation marks the transcript as partial. The record is from RefSeq and is a predicted model, not a curated record. The transcript has a single exon. Gene Ontology annotation, biological process: regulation of DNA-templated transcription. Lineage: Eukaryota; Viridiplantae; Chlorophyta; Mamiellophyceae; Mamiellales; Mamiellaceae.